Molecule: messenger RNA, 3898 nt
Organism: Aspergillus ruber CBS 135680
Lineage: Eukaryota; Fungi; Ascomycota; Eurotiomycetes; Eurotiales; Aspergillaceae
Gene: pld2
Product: putative phospholipase D (PLD)
Exons: 5
Coding region: 160-3864 (1234 amino acids)
Biological process (GO): cell motility
Molecular function (GO): catalytic activity
Source: RefSeq, a predicted model, not a curated record
UGAGACCACCCUGAACGGAACGUGGCAGCCUGUCUGAGCGGGGCACCUCCUCUAUAUAAGACAUCUGAUCUUCCGAGGGAUCUCCCUUCCUUCUGUCUUUAAUUUGAUCAAAAAAAUACACUGCCUACCAAUUCUAUAUUAUUCUACCUCUAUAACGCCAUGUCACAGCGAGAAGACCACCUGGCCUAUGGCCAUUACUACUCGCAGGACGGUUCUCGGAGCGGGGCAGGCGAGAGCGCCAGAGGCUUAGUUGGAGAUACCUUCAAAAAGCUGAAGUCAACAUACAAGAGCCAUCAGGGUUCUCCAGCUCAGAGUCAGCAGGCAGGAAGUAACCAGCAGCAGAGUCAUAACCCUGGAGGUUAUGGGCAACAACCAAACCAGAGUCAAACCCCCAAUCCCCCGUACCAAAAUCCUCAGUCCCAAGGAAAGCCUCCGAAGCAGGAUAAAGUUUCCGGACUGCUGGGAAAGCUUCAAGGCACCGUAGCAGAUUUCGGUGGUGAAUUCGCCCAGCGUAUCGGAACCGCACUCGAUCCACAGGCCUAUGCGGAAUAUGGACAGCAGAACCCGGAUACGGAUUAUCGAUUUGGAAGUUUUGCUCCGGCGCGACAGGGGAAUGAUGUGAAGUGGUAUGUCGAUGGGUGCAGCUACUUCUAUGCUGUCUCCAAGGCGUUGGAGAAUGCAAGGGAGUCAGUUUGGAUUUUGGAUUGGUGGCUUUCUCCAGAAUUGUACCUACGACGUCCUCCCGCGAAGAAUGAACAGUAUCGACUCGAUCGGCUGCUUCAAGCUGCCGCUCAGCGUGGAGUGCGGGUGAAUAUCAUCGUCUACAAGGAGGUGACCCAGGCUUUGACUUUGUCCUCCUCCCACACAAAGCACCAUCUGGAAAACCUCCACCCCAAUAUCGCAGUUUUCCGCCACCCCGACCACCUCCCUGACGCCCAAGAACUCACUGCUUCGAUAACGUCGUCCCUUCAGCAUUUCUCUCUCGAUGCUGCUUCGCUGGCCAAGAUGCCCGGGGAGGCAAUCAAAGGUAUAUACGGAAUGAACGAUGAUGUCAUUCUCUACUGGGCACACCACGAGAAGCUCUGCUUGAUUGACGGCCGAGUGGCAUUCAUGGGAGGCCUGGACUUGUGCUUUGGACGCUGGGACACCAACCAACACAGCCUCUCCGAUGUCCAUCCCACAGACUUGAACGAGAUCGUCUUCCCUGGCCAGGACUACAACAACGCCCGAGUCCUCGACUUCCAGGACGUUUCGCACUGGGAGCAGAACCAGUUGGAUCGGAAGUCAGCCUCUCGCAUGGGAUGGUCUGAUGUGGCCCUGAGCUUGCACGGACGAGUUGUUGAGGACCUGCGAAGGCAUUUCGUGGAGCGGUGGAACUUCAUCUAUGAUGCGAAGUAUGAAGUUCGUAAGGAGCAGAGGUAUUCACGACUGGCAUUGUUUGGACGUCCGAGCUCGGCUGUCAGUCAGGGUAGCCAGUCUCCGCAACCUGGCCAUGAGCAACAGCAUGGAGCUGGGAAACUACAAUCACCUCAGCCACAGCAGCCAUCCCAGCAGCCACAGCAAGCUCCACAAUGGCAGCAACCGCAGUCACCACAACCCCAGCAGCCACAGCAAGCUCCACAAUGGCAGCAACCGCAGUCACCACAACCCCAGCAGCCAUCCCAGCAGCCAUCCCAGCAGCCACAACAACAAGCCCAACCACAAUGGCAGCAGUCGCAGUCGCAGCCGCAGCAACAACAACCUUCACCACAGCAGCCUCAUUGGCAGCAACCACCACAGCAGGCUCAGCAACAGCCACAACUGGCAGAGCUGCAAGCAUCGCCCGGAUGGCAACAGCAAUCGCAGUCUCAACAGCCACAACAGCAACCGCAGCAACCGCAAGUGUCCCAAGAGAAACCACAAUGGCAGCAGCAGCAGUCUACGGAAUAUAAACCAUAUCGGCCAGACGGCGCUUCAAACACUCCUCCGUCUCAAAAUUCCGGCAGUCCCACUCCAAGCCAUCAAUCGCCGCCGCCGAGCUACCAUGCAUACGAACACCAGAGUACUCCACAACAAUAUACAUACACUGGACAGUCGUUCCCACCACCGCCUCCUGGAGCUCCCCCGAAUAAACCCAAUCAGCUCCAAACUCAACAGAGCCAGCAGGGUCAACAGCAGGGUCAGCAAGGCCAAGCACCUUACUUCCCGCCUCCACCGACUCAGGAAGGUUCUCAAAACCAAACACGUUGUGUUGAGGAUCACGAAGGUACCCGCGGUGUUGGUGAUCUUGACAGAGGCUUCGCUCUCCCUCGUCGUUUCAAAAAGGAUGAUCUGAUGCAGUAUAGCAACAAUUUCCGUGGUCAAUUGGCCGGCCAGAUCCAUCAAUACCAGGACCGUCUCACCACACUUGGACGACCACAGGGGCAGGCGCGGGGUAACAUGUCUUGCCAGAUUGUGCGCAGCUGUUCCAAAUGGAGUCAUGGUAGCGACACCGAGCACUCGAUUGCCGACGCCUAUUCGGCCAUCAUCCGCAACAGUGAGCAUUGUGUUUACAUCGAGAACCAGUUCUUCAUCACCGCUACAAGCGACUCUCAGAAACCCGUCAAGAAUAAGAUCGGUGCUGCGAUCGUGGAGCGUAUCUUGCGCGCGGCUCGUGCAGGCCAGAAGUAUAAGAUUAUCGUUGUGAUUCCUUGCGUGCCAUGCUUUGCUGGAGACUUGAGCGAUGAAUCCACCUUGGGCACUCGUGCCAUUAUGGAGUUUCAGUACAACUCCAUCAACCGAGGUGGAAACAGCAUAAUGGAGCUUAUUGCCAAGGAAGGGUACAACCCUAUGGAAUAUAUCCGCUUCUACAAUCUUCGUAACUACGACCGCAUUAACCUCAGUGGUCCGUUGGCGGACGCUGAACAGAGAAGCGGUGUUAAUUACGAAGAGGCGCGGAAAGAGCAGGAUGUGAAAACUGGUGGGCAAGGUGGCUAUGGUCCGGGCGCUCCUCGGAGUGCGUUUGACCCGUCAGCUCCGUUCCAGCAGUAUCAAAAUGCUGCCCGGCAAAUGUCUGACAAGCCAUCGUCUGGUCAGUGGGAUAGCGUGAGCUCAUGCUAUAUGCUGAAUGGAGAAGACCUUCGCAAGGUGCCAUGGGAUGGUCCUGCUGAGGCUGAAAUCGAUGCAUUCGUUACUGAGGAACUAUAUGUUCACUCCAAGGUUAUGAUUGCCGAUGAUAGAAUCGUCAUUUGCGGAUCCGCAAACAUCAACGACCGAUCCCAGCUGGGAGAUCACGACUCAGAGAUUGCAGUGAUCAUCGAAGACUACACACCAAUUUCGUCCACGAUGAAUGGCAAACCCUGGACCGCGAGCCGCUUUGCAGCAUCCCUGCGUCGACAGCUAUUCCGCAAGCACCUUGGCCUCCUCCCACCCCAAGACCCCGAACGUCCAGACGCCAACUACGAGCCAGCCGGUGUCCCCAACGACGCCGACUUGGACUCACCCGAAAGCCAACUCGUCGCCGAUCCGUUGGCCGAUCCCCUCCACAACGUCUGGAACACCCGCGCACGUACAAACACUGAAGCCUUCCGAAAGGUCUUCCAUUCCGUUCCCGACGAUUCGGUUCGCGACUGGGCUACUUACAAGGAGUUCUACGGGUACUACUUCCACAAGGCGGAUAAGCAGGCCUAUGGAGAAGCAAAGGAUGCGGCACCGGCGAGGUACAGGUAUGGACAUGUUGUUCGGGACAACUUCCCGCCUGGUCCUGAGGGCGUGAAGCAAGUCAAGGAAUUGCUUAGCCAAGUGAAGGGAACAUUGGUUGAAAUGCCGUUGAUGUUUUUGAUCCAGGAGGACGUUGCGAAGGAGGGACUAACGCUUAACGAGGUGACGGAGCCGAUCUAUACUUGAUUUUGCAUACCUUGAUUUGAUGUAUAUUUGACAC